CCGGCCAGCACCCCUCUCUCGCCUCCUCUCCACACCGAUCUAGGGUUUCUAGGGUUUUGGUUCUCCUCGUCCGGCGGCGGGUCAAGCGAGAUGGCGGAGAGGGUCAAGGGCACCGUGAAGUGGUUCAACGUCGAGAAGGGGUUCGGCUUCAUCUCCCCGGAGGACGGCGGCGAGGAUCUCUUCGUCCACCAGUCCUCCAUCAAGUCCGACGGCUUCCGCAGCCUCGACGAAGGCGCCACCGUCGAGUUCGUCGUCGGAUCCGGCGACGAUGGCCGCACCAAGGCCAUCGACGUCACCGGACCUGGCGGCGUAACCCUCGCCGGCGGCUCACGCGGCGGCGGCGGCGACCGCUACGGCGGAGGCGGUGGUGGUGGGCGCUACGGCGGCGGCGGCGGCGGCGGCGACCGCUACGGAGGUGGCGGCGGCGGCGGCUACGGUGGAGGCGACCGCUACGGCGGUGGCGGCUACGGCGGUGGUGGAGGCGGCUACGGCGGCCGUAGCGGCGGCGGUGGCGGCCGUGGUUGCUACACCUGUGGCGAGGAGGGCCACAUGGCGAGGGACUGCAGCCAGGGUGGAGGAGGCUACGGCGGUGGUGGCGGCGGCUACGGUGGACGUGGCGGCGGCGGCGGCGGUGGCCGUGCUUGCUACAACUGUGGCGAGGAGGGCCAUAUCUCAAGGGAGUGCACCAACAGGGCCAACUAGGCGCUUCAUCAUCUCGUCGUCAGAUCUGUCUCCCGUGUUGCGUUUUGCCCCGUCUUGAUUCUGCAGCAAGUCAUGCCAGUAUUAUCCGUAGUGUUCCCCGUCCUGCUCGUAGGAAGAACGUGAACCCAUGUGGAUGGAUCCUGGCAGUAUGAAUGGUUUCCUGUUCUAAGUAUAAUCAUUAUCCUGUUUGAGACAAAAGCGAAAACUAUUAUUCUAUAAGAAAAUUUCGAGCAUGUUUUUAGCCUU
This is a messenger RNA of Brachypodium distachyon (stiff brome), 948 nucleotides long. Its product is annotated as glycine-rich protein 2. The record is from RefSeq and is a predicted model, not a curated record. Gene Ontology annotation, molecular function: nucleic acid binding; zinc ion binding. Lineage: Eukaryota; Viridiplantae; Streptophyta; Magnoliopsida; Poales; Poaceae. The transcript has a single exon. The coding region runs from base 91 to 702 and encodes 203 amino acids.